AUGGCUGCCCCACGUAGCGCCGCUCUCAAAAUCGACUGGACCAAAGUCACCAGCUCGCUCGGCCUUCGCGGCCAAACCGCAGCAUCCCUCCAAGCCUUCAAGAAGCGCAACGACGAUGCCCGCCGCAAAGUGACCGUUCUGUCCGAACAACCCCAAACCGUCGACUUCGCGUACUACCGCAAGACCCUCAAGAACCAGGCCGUCAUUGACGAGAUCGAGAACCACUUCAAGACCUUCAAGCCUGCCACCUACGAUCUUGGCCGUCAGCUUAAGGCUAUCGAUGCCUUUGAGGCUCAGGCUCUCAAGUCGGCCGAGGAGACCAAGGGUCGCGUUGAGGCCGAGUUGGUGAAUUUGCAGAAGACUUUGGAGAAUAUUGAGACUGCCCGGCCGUUUGAUGAGCUCACCGUCGACGAGGUCGCUACCGCCCAGCCCGAAAUUGACGAAAAGACCGCCUCCCUCGUGUCAAAGGGCAAGUGGAUGCCAGCUGGAUACAAGGAGAAGUUCGGAGAUCUCUCCAUCUUGUAA
Molecule: messenger RNA, 525 nt
Organism: Talaromyces marneffei
Lineage: Eukaryota; Fungi; Ascomycota; Eurotiomycetes; Eurotiales; Trichocomaceae
Exons: 3
Coding region: 1-525 (174 amino acids)
Biological process (GO): proton motive force-driven ATP synthesis
Molecular function (GO): proton transmembrane transporter activity
Source: RefSeq, a predicted model, not a curated record